CUAAACCAUACUUUGACGUCCACAUUGUUUAUCUGUACCAGAGAUGAAAUCAAGUCUAUCCUUCUUUUCAAAUUAGGUAUCAGUCUUCAAGGUUAUGAUCUCCUUUUGUCAUCCAAACGAGUCCUUAAGUCAUCCAUGGUAUAAUAACGGUCUUAGCAGAUGUUUUGUCUACACUUUAUCUUCCAGCAUUCUUUGCAUUUUAUUUCUGGUUCCUGGACUCGCUCAGGUGUACAUCUACCGAAAACAUGGUCAACCUAUUAAUAAUAGUUUGAGAUCCAGGUCUAAGUUUUUAUACCUUCACAUAUUAUUGACAUUAAUCAUCCCAUUUCUCUCACUCUCUCAAACUAUGGUUUUUGCGUUCAUGAAUGACCUGGAGCAUGUAUAUGGAUAUAUGACAUAUUCUAUUAUAGUUAUGUUUAUCGUUUGGCCACUCUCUGCAUUUAUUUUACGCACUGAGUGCUCCUACGUCCUUUUAAACUUUGAAGGGAGGAGUCAUGGUCUUCUUCUGUUGUGCUUCUGGACACUCUCAUUCCUUCUAGCCUUCCUACCUUUGGUAUCUAUUUUCAGCAGCGACUGGUGGUGGAACCUGUCAAGUUACGCUAAUGUGGUCGAGUUCACCUUCUGGAUGUUGUACGCUUUUUGCGUAUCAUUCGUCUUCAUAUUAGGUAUAUGGGCUCCAGGCCUUCCAAGCUACUUUGCAGUCUAUGAGUUUCUUCAUUCAAAUGGUCAAAACUCGUUGAGUACUGGAAAUGUUUGGGUUCAACGCAUCCGUAGAUUCAAAAUCGUAUCACCGUUUAUCUGGCCAAGAAGUCAGAAGACCAUACAGCUUAGAGUAUUUUCUUGUUUUGUAUUAUUAAUUGCUGGGCGAGUCGUCAAUUUAUAUUCACCAAUUUUGUACAAAGAUAUAAUAAACAGUUUGUCCGAAGUUGAUAAUUCCACUGGAACAUUAUCUUUUAAGCAUAGUCUCAUCAUGAAACCGUCUCCGUAUACGAUAUUCAGUGCUGUAUCCAGUUAUAGUGGAUUGGUUUAUCGUUGGGAUUAUGUUCUUUUAUUUGCUUUAUUACGAUUACUUCAAGGCCUGGGUGGUUUGGGUGCUGGUCUUAUAUCUGCUUUGCGUUCUCAAUUAUGGAUAGCAGUUGAUCAGUUUUCAACAAGAGAAUUAAGUGUAAUGCUCUUCAAACAUAUCCAAAGACUUUCCUUAAAAUGGCAUUUAUCCAGAAAAACUGGUGAAGUGUUAAGAGUAAUGGAUCGUGGAACAGCUAGCAUUUCAAAUAUUCUAUCAUAUCUUGUAUUUAAUAUCUUACCAACUGUAUUGGAUAUAAUCAUUGGCGUAGUAUAUUUUGUCACAGCUUUCAAUAUUUGGUAUGGAUUGUUAGUUUUUGUAACUAUGCUUAUUUACCUUGUUUCCACAGUGCUAAUUACUGAAUGGAGAGCAAAAUUUCGACGUGAAUUGAAUAAUUUAGACAAUCAAAAAAACACUAAAGCUGUUGAUUCAGUGUUGAACUUUGAAACUGUUAAAUAUUAUAAUGCUGAACAAUUUGAAACAGAUCGUUAUAAUCAAGCAUUUUUAGAUUAUCAAAAAGCUGAUUGGUGGAAUGCAUUUACAUUAAAUCUACUUAAUACAAUACAAAAUAUAGUAAUUAGUAUUGGAUUUAUGUUUGGUAUAUUAUUAUGUGCUCGAGAUGUUGUUAAUGGAAUACUAACAGUUGGACAUUUUGUUUUAUUUUGUACAUAUAUUAUUCAACUUUAUUCACCAUUAAGUAUAUUUGGAACAUAUUACAGGCUACUACAAACAAGUUUUAUUGAUAUGGAAAAUAUGUUUGAUUUAUUAGAACAAGAAUCUGAUGUUACUGAUGCACCAAAUGCUCAAGCAUUAAUUGUCAAAGAAGGUGCUGUUGAGUUCAAUAAUGUCUGCUUCUUCUACAACCCAGAGCGUCCAAUUUUAAAAAAUGUUUCAUUCAAAAUACCGAAGGGUCACACUGUUGCCUUAGUUGGUGAAUCAGGAAGUGGUAAAUCAACAAUUGUUCGACUUUUAUUUCGAUUCUAUGAUGCCACCGAAGGAGAGAUUUUGAUUGAUGGACAAAAUAUUAAGUCAGUUACUCAAGCAUCAUUACGUCAAUCACUUGGAGUUGUGCCACAAGAUACAGUUUUAUUUAAUGAUACAAUAUAUUAUAAUAUACGUUAUGGACGUCAAUCAGCUGAUCGAACAGAUAUUGAACAAGUUGCUAUUGCCGCUGAUAUACAUCGAUGUAUUUUAGAUUUUCCAAAAGGUUAUGAAACAAUAGUUGGUGAACGUGGUUUAAAAUUAAGUGGUGGAGAAAAACAACGUGUAGCUAUUGCUCGUAAUCUUUUAAAGAAUCCAACUAUUAUGAUUUUAGAUGAAGCUACUUCAGCAUUGGAUACAACAACAGAACGCAAUAUUCAAGCUAGUUUAAAUCGUAUUGCACAAAAUCGUACUACUUUAAUUGUUGCACAUCGUUUAUCAACAAUAGUUAAUGCAAAUGAAAUUCUAGUACUACAUGAAGGUGAGAUUGUUGAACGUGGUACACAUUCAGAAUUAUUAUUAAAUCCUAAAAGUCGUUAUACUCAAUUAUGGCGUCAACAAAGUGAAGUACAACAACAAUCAUCAACUUCAUCAUUAUUACCAAUGAAUAAUGAAAACACAGAAAAUGUUUCCAAUCCAAUAGGUAGAACAAAUCAACCUGUUAUUGUGUAAUAUUUACAUAGAAAACAAAAUCCAAUUCUAAUAUAUCUUCAUAAAAUACUUUGACAUCAUAUAUAUAUAUAUGUAUGUGUGCAUAUAUAGAUAUAAGCUAUCGCUGUUACAAUAACUAGAAAAGAAACAUAGUAGUGGUAGUAGUAUGUCAUCUUUGAUGUCGUUUACCUUCAUUUGCUAUGUUUCAUUUUUUUAUUACUUAUUUAGAAAAGCUUCAUCUAACUCAACAUAUAUAAAUUGUAAAUGCAUACACUCAUAUAAGUAGUUACACUGUCAUUUCAAUAGAUACUUCAACAAUUACCUACAAAUAUAUAUGUAAAGUAUAGAUUUUGUCAAAGUUCCUAUGUUUAUUAAUUGUUCAAUAGUAGUAAAUAUAUUUCAUGACAUCUGUAAAUGGGAAUUUUUUCCGCUUUUUUUUAUCUAUACAUUAAGUAUAUUAUGUCUGCCUUAUUACAUAUAUCUAUAUAAUCAUAAUGAUAGUCAAUAAAUUUAUUACUUCUGAGAUGGCUAACCGAUAUAUACAUAUACAUAUAAUUAAAUUUUAAAAGCAUAAAUGAAAUAAAUAAACAUAGGAUCGUUGUAGUGAACAUUGCCCCUAACUGCCCUGGUACGGCCGAGAGCUCUCCUUCUCGAAAUGCUCUUAUAUGGCCACGCUUAUAUAGCCUCUGAUAGGGAAAUCCUACUCACUAGCUUCUCGUGGCAUUACUGUUGUUUACGAAA
This is a messenger RNA of Schistosoma rodhaini, 3436 nucleotides long. The record is from the annotation of a GenBank genome assembly. Lineage: Eukaryota; Metazoa; Platyhelminthes; Trematoda; Strigeidida; Schistosomatidae.